AUUUGACAUGAAAUGAAAAAAAAAGACUAAAAAGCUUAUGUUAAUAUAAUCGCGUAUACAACGCGUAAUUAAUCAAUUAUCUAAAGAGUAGUUGUCAUCGUCGACUACUCAGCAUUAAAACAAUUUUCAUACGGACAAAAUAACCAAUGAAUAACAACAUCAAAAACCAGAGGAUGUGCGUGAGUGUAAUAAUACUCGAAUGAUUCAUUUAUGUCGUAUAUGGCUAGGGGAAAUACCUAAUGGUACAAAAACGGACAUGUGGAAACUCCUGAUAUCAUCAAUAGCGUUGAUUGUUAUUAGUAUUCUAAAAACUAAGGCCGUUUUACUAGCUCCAUCCUUUACUCCAAUUGUUAUAUCUGCAAACUAUACACAAAAUUAUAAUGCUUCAAUAAACAGUACCAUCGAAUAUGUAUUCUUAUAUCCUACAAAGAAUAACACAUUAUUAAAAACUGCAAGAAUACAAGUGCAAAGUGAUGCUACCUCUGAUUUACCUUUGAUCGUAGUCGUUCGACAAGAUAGAGGGAUUCUAUCCUGGCAGAUUCCUCUUAUUAUUGAAAGUGUAAAUUUUGAUCCAUUGAAAUAUAAUAAAACCAGUCGAACGUUAUGUUCAACAAAAUAUUAUAAAAGUGAUUAUCAUGAUGCAGAUGAUCAAGAUUUUAUUUCUGUUAGUAUAUCUACAGCUAGUCAUACAAAUAUCUUUUUUAAUCUUAGUGUAACAGAAGAAACAGAUUUUAAUAUAAGACUAAAUGAAAAAAGAAGUGUAGAAAUUUCUCCUUCGGAGCCCAUAUAUUAUAGUUACAUCUUUCCAGAAGAAUCCCAAAGUUCGUCUGUAAUUGUUAGUGUUGAAUCAGACAAUGAUAUUUGCAUGACAUUCUCUAUACAAAACGUAUCCUGUCCAGUAUUUGACUUGGAACGAAAUAUUGAAUUUUCUGGACAUUGGCAAACUAUAAGUCAGAAAGGUGGUAUCACAGUAUCUAAAGAAGCAUAUCCUUUUGGAUUUUUUAUUGUACUUGUAGUUAAAGGAGAUGACACAGAUUGUAAUGGUGUACUCAGCACCAGGUUGCUUAGGAGUAAAAAUAUUACAUUAACUGUAAAUGCCAGUAUUACAAAAAAAGAUUAUGUUGUGGCUUCAUGUGCAGCAGCAUUUGUUAUCAUUAUAUUUUGUGUAUGCUGUGUAGUAGCUGUGAUUGUAGGUAAAAUUAGAGAAGGUAAAAAGCUUCGGGAAGAAAUGCUAACCGACAGAGAUAAUGAAAUUAGUCAGAAUAUUCAAAGUCCUUCGGCUUUAGAAGAGAUUGGUCCUAGUCAAUGGGCAACGGUUGAAGAAGAUUCUUCAUUAGAUGAGGAUGAUAUUGAUAUGAUGGAGGAUGCUCUUUCAGAUAAAGAAGUAAUACGAACAAAAAUUGUACUGUCAGUUUGUGAUUUAGCACGGAAGGAACCAAAAAUUUUAAAGCAUAAAUCACGCUUGUAUUUAUAUUAUUUAGCAACUGUUGCUAUUUUUUAUACGUUACCUGUUUUACAACUGGUAAUAACAUAUGAACGAGUGCUUCAUGCUACUGGAAAUCAAGAUAUGUGUUAUUAUAAUUUCUUAUGUGCACAUCCAUUGGGAUUAAUAUCUGACUUUAAUCACGUUUUUUCAAACUGUGGAUACGUUCUGCUUGGUUUAUUAUUUAUAUUUUUAACGUAUACACGAGAAUUAGAAGAAUCAGACAAACAAAAAACAAAAUGUUAUGGAAUACCACAGCAUUAUGGACUUUUCUAUGCAAUGGGUACUGCACUCAUAAUGGAAGGUGUUCUUUCGGGAAGUUAUCAUGUCUGUCCAAGUCGUAGUAAUUUUCAAUUUGAUACUAGUUUCAUGUAUAUAAUAGCAGUACUAUGUAUGAUAAAAAUUUAUCAAACUCGUCAUCCUGAUAUAAACGCUAGAGCUCCAGUAACCUUUGGGACAUUGGCCCUUAUUAUACUUUUAGGAUUAGUUGGAGUCUUAGAUGGUUCCACAUACUUUUGGGCAAUAUUUACGACAACACAUUUGUUUGCCUGUUUGAAUUUAACAGCCCAGAUAUAUUAUAUGGGACGUUGGAGAUGUAACAGAGGCCUUUUUACUAGGGUUUUUCAAACAUUAAAACACGACGCACGUUGUGGAGUAACAUAUUUAUUCCGGCCACUUUAUGCUGGAAGAUUUGCAAUGCUUGUUGUAGCAAAUUUGUGUAAUAUUGGUUUAUCGGUAUAUGGUAAUCUAUAUCAUGAGAAAAAUUUCGCUACAUUUUUAUUAGCGAUCUUAAUGUCCAAUUUAAUUUUAUAUACAUUGUUUUAUAUAAUAAUGAAGUUGUGCCAUAAAGAAAAAAUCUUACUUAAACCAUUAAUGUACAUCAUAUUAGCAGUCUUAUUCUGGGCAGCUGCAUUAUAUUUCUUCAUACAUAAGACGAUAUCCUGGAAUCUUACUCCCGCCCAAUCACGUCUUUUUAAUAAGCCUUGCAUAUUAUUAAACUUUUUCGAUUCACACGAUAUUUGGCACUUCUUGUCUGCAUUUGCGAUGUUCUUCUCGUUUAUGAUUCUACUUACCUUAGAUGAUGAUCUUGUUGACGUACAUCGAAGUCAAAUCCCAGUUUUCUAAAGUUAUAUAAAUAAAUUGAGAUCAUGUAUCUAAUGUGAGAUUUAUGCAAGUUUAAGACUGCAUAUAAUGUAUAUAAUAUAAAAGACAAAUAAUUAAAGAUGAUAUAAAAUUUA
Molecule: messenger RNA, 2721 nt
Organism: Vespula pensylvanica (western yellowjacket)
Lineage: Eukaryota; Metazoa; Arthropoda; Insecta; Hymenoptera; Vespidae
Product: SID1 transmembrane family member 1-like
Exons: 10
Coding region: 200-2608 (802 amino acids)
Cellular component (GO): membrane
Source: RefSeq, a predicted model, not a curated record